Molecule: messenger RNA, 564 nt
Organism: Pseudogymnoascus verrucosus
Lineage: Eukaryota; Fungi; Ascomycota; Leotiomycetes; Thelebolales; Thelebolaceae
Exons: 1
Coding region: 1-564 (187 amino acids)
Source: RefSeq, a predicted model, not a curated record
AUGCUAGCAACAAAUGACAACAGCAGCCAGUACCCGCUGUCGUGGGCUUCAGCUGGUACUGAAGCAACUGCAAUCAACGUUGACGAAGGCUGUCAUGAUAUCAACUAUGUUCAUAACAAUAGUUCAAACAACACAUACCUGCAGAUGGUACCACAGGAUGGACUCAACGAGGCAUCGAACUUGCUUCGAGCCUCACAAGCCCAGGAUGUGCUUAGAUUUCCCAUCGCUAUCCAACGGAUGAUAUCUGAGAUGGAGCAGGAAUACUGCCCCAUCUUUGAUGAAUACCAGGGAUACGAAUCCAGUGAUAUAGUUCCAGUGAGCUUUGACACGAACCGUGGAGCCUUCAUUGCAGUGGGCCCGACCCAUAUAAUUCCGCCGUCGGAUUCCGAGAGAGUUACCAGAGGAUGUCCAUCGACUAGAGGCGAGAGUAGCGUCGUCAGCGGCCCGGGAAGCGGCAGUGGCGGCGGCUCUGGGCUUUGGAACAGAGGCGAACUCUAUUUUGAUCACAUCGGUGCCCAGUACGAGUAUGCCGGAUACGACUAUGACGAUGCGGAUGAAGCUUGA